Molecule: messenger RNA, 4096 nt
Organism: Culicoides brevitarsis
Lineage: Eukaryota; Metazoa; Arthropoda; Insecta; Diptera; Ceratopogonidae
Gene: wdp
Product: protein windpipe
Exons: 3
Coding region: 1205-3268 (687 amino acids)
Cellular component (GO): plasma membrane
Molecular function (GO): protein binding
Source: RefSeq, a predicted model, not a curated record
CAAGUGAAAAUACAUUAAAUUAAACCGUGUGUGCUGCUCUCGUCGUAUUUUAUAUGUUACCGUGAUAUUUUGAAAUUAUUUUUAUUUUAUUUAAUAUUUUUUUUUAUUUUUUCAUCGCGGUAAAUAAAAAAAAGAGAAAAACGACGAAUAUUUAUAAUAUUCAUUUAUGUAUUAAUGUCGCGCCAUUCUAAUACAAAAAUACACACAACAAAUAGUAAUAAUAGGAACGUUAAUGAAUUGAAUAGAACAAUCACAACAAGUCAGUGCGCGAGACCCUCCUGCAACUGAAAUAUCGUAACGGCAACAAAAAUUUUAAUCCGGACAAAUUAUUGUUCGCAUUGUGUCUCUUUUUCUAAAUAGUAAUAAUAAUAAGAACAACGAGGCCUCGUAAAAGGAGGAUGACAGUGAUAAAUUUCGACAACAAGUCCAGAAAGUAAAUAUAGAAACAGACACAAUAAAAUAAACAAAGACACGCAAAGUAGCCGCCCGGUUGAUCGUACACAGGUGCAUAUUUUUUUUUCUAUGUCAAAUAUUACCUCACUGUGUGUUGCUCGUCGGUCGUGGCGUGUUUAGUCAGUAUUUAGUUGCAAAGUGAUGUCGAUGCGGCGUCUACUAAAUAUCAAUAAAAAAAAAAUAAAUGAAUGAAAAAUAAAAAACUUGGAUUUUUUCUCCAGUUUAGUUGAAGUUAAGAAAAAAAUGAGUGAAAUUCAACGACGAUAAUUACAAGCACAAAACACUUUUACGUCGAACUACGAUAAACAAUCAAAAGGAAUACAAUUAAAUAUAUAGAUUUUCACAAGUUGUUCAACCUCUGUAGUUGAACUUCCGCCAGCUGUGAAGCGACGCCUUUAUUCAUCUAGUCAACAACGAACUGCUUUUGUGGCACAAAAUCACAUCAAAAUCAACGACGAAAUCAAUCCUCGUGUAUUUACAUAAGCUUUUGCCACAAUUGAUAACGAACAAGAUAAAAUAAAUUCAAAGAAAGAAAGAAAUAAUUAAAUUAUCAAAAAGUGAAUCAAUCAAAAAAUUUAGCACGUCUCCAUUUUAAGACAAAGCAAGUUUUGGUUGGAAAGUAGUGCAAUUAACUUCUGUUGGAAUAUUAGCAAGCACGUGUUAACAAGAUUUCCAUUUUAACCUGAAUUUUAGCACAUUUCGUGGAUUAGAUAGAGCAACAAACAAACAGUUGAGAUUAUACGCCGCCGCCAUGAAGUCUCAACCUAUGAUAAUCGCCACGUUUUUCUUAUUUUUCACACUUACCGCUGCCGGUCCGCUGGAUACCUCCUGCCCCAUAGGAUGUGCCUGUAACAUAACCUCAAGUCACGCAAAAUGUACCACACUCUCCGGACUCAUCCGUUUCGAUCGUACCAGUUCCUUGGAGUCCUUGGAUUUGUCGAAUCUUGGUUUGAGGAAAAUCACUUCGCAUUUGGACAAGUUUCCGAAUUUGGAGAAAAUUGAUUUGUCUGGAAAUAGAUUGUCUGAAGUUAAUAAACUUCCAAAGGGAAUUACUGAUUUGAAUUUGAGCAAUAAUCGUAUUACCAGUGCAAAAUUAGCAAAGAUCCCAAAGUCUGUUGUGAAUCUCAACUUGAGUGAGAAUCACAUCACGUAUGUGCCACAUUCGAUCAUGACGCUGAAAUACCUUCGACAUUUGGAGUUGAGUGGCAAUCCGAUAAACUGUACUUGUGACACUUUGGCAGUACGGAAUUGGUUGAAGGCACAACAUGUCUGGAUGGAUCGUCACAUCAUCUGUAUGGCUCCGUUGAAGUUCAAGGGUCGUCCAUGGUUGCAAAUGAAACAAGCUGAAGUUUGUGAAGUUACAAUUGCCACAAAAAAGGCUACCAAGUUCACUUCAAAGUACAAUUGGGAUGAAAUUGAGAACGACAAUGAACUGAUGCAAGGAGAUCAAGCUGCCGAAGGUUCAGGUGAUGAAGAAGUUGUAUUGGAAAAUCACGAAUACGACGAACAAGAUGAAUAUUCAAAUGAACCAGUAGAUGAUCCAAAAGAUGAGGAUGUCGAUGAUUACGAUGAAGAAGAAGAUGAAAAGGAAGUUCAUGAAAAUCCUGAAAUCAAAGAAGUGAAACAAGAACUUUUCAUCCCAGUGAUUGAAAGCACGACAACUACUUCAACAACAACAACUACAGAAUCCACGCCAGUUAAUGAUGACAAUGAUGAUGAAGAGGAUAAUGACUAUGACGAAGGUUCUGGUGACGAUCCAAUUCCAGUGGUAUCUGUAUCUUCAACAACAACUGAAGAAGAACCAUCGUCAUCAACAACUGCCGCUCCAAUGGUUAGUGAGUCAGUAUCUGAUGCUGAUGAUGAUUAUGACGAUUAUGGAAGUGGUUCCCCACAACCUGUAGUCCCUGUUGAAAUGCCCAGCAGUACAACAGAAUCAGAUCUGACUUUCACUGAAACCACAGAGCCUACUGAAGUUGAGGAAGAUACCACUGAUGCAGUUCCUUUGCCAGAUCUUGACAUUUUCGACGAAAGUCUUGCUACAUCCUCAACUACUGAAGAUCCCGAAGCCGUUGUUGUUGGUCGUGCUGGAGAUGUUGAAGGUGACAAUACCGCUGAAGACGCUGCUAAAAAAGCAAAUGUUAUGCAAGCCAGUUCAGACGACAGUAAAAACACGUUCAUCCUCUUGGGAGUUCUCGGUGUCUUACUUGUCGUUCUCAUCAUUUACGUCUCAUGCAAAGACAAGAGUUCCAAACGUAAUCGUCGUGGCAAAGGCGACGUCGAAAAUGGUCCCGCACGCGAACUCAAAGAGAUGAACAAAGACCUGCUCGGCAAGGAACGUCAAAACGGACAUUCGGCGCCAAAAGGAGGUAAUGUACCCGAAAAAAGUCCCCUCAUGAAAAACGGGCAUGAUAAACCGACAAACGGACAUUCCUUCCCCGCUGUUAGUCCCAAUAAAAUGACUGACGAAGUCGAUCAUCCCGCGAAUUCAUCUCCCAUGAGCACGUUCAAACCCAUCAAAGAAACUCCCGUGCAAGAAAAACCAGAGCCAAAUAACAAUCAUGUGAAUGGCAGUGCGAUGCCUGAAGUGCAUGAACCUACGCCUGCAUCCCCCAAACGAUACAGUCCCGUGUAUACGCCUCGCACCCCCAAACUCGGCAAUCACCAUACAAGCGCAGAUCCCAAAUACAGUCCUGUUUAUUCACCAGAAACGGGACGUGUGAAAAUCAAGGCGACCGAAACCCCGAGAGCGAAGACCCCGGUGUUGGUAACGCGGACAAAGUCAUCCGCAGGCGAUUAUGUCACGGAACAAGUUUGAUGGAACGAUUUUUAGCUAUGAUUUUUUUUAGAUAAGGAAUAAAAAGCGACACGAGUACUGUAAUUCUUCAAAUUUAAUUUUGCGCUUUUUCGAUAAAAAAAAAAUUAAUUAUUUUAGUAAGAAAAAAGUACUUUUAAAAAAGAAAUUUCUUAAAAAAAAAAUCUUUGGAGACUUUCCUAUGUGCCUAUAUAUAAAAAAUUAACAAAAUUUUAAACUUAAUAUUCGCGUGUGAUGGAAAAUUAAUUUAUUUCAUUCAGAAUAAAAUUCACCUAUUUCGUUCAAGAGUCUGAUUUAUCUCCUAUUUACGUUUUAAUAAAUUAAUUAAUUAUUAUUUUCAAAGCGAAUGACGACGAUAAGCUCAAAAAAGUAGGCCUUUGCAUGCUAUGUAAGUAAUAAAGAAUAAAUCAUUUCUAAAUAUAAACCUACAAAGUAAUGUUGAAUCUAGGACGUUAAGAGAAUGAUAAAGAGAAACAAUCAAUUACGCUAAAUUUUUAAGUAGAUAAGAUACCAAAUAAUACCUAAUACAUAAUUUUAUAAGAGAACAUAAAUCAAGAUAAGGGCAGCUCUGUGUCAAAGUCCGUCUUUCCUAAAAGGACAUGAACUUCCAUUUAUUGAGAAAAGAAAUUCGAAGGGUUAAUUUUGUUAUUUUUGAAAUUUUGUUAGUUUUAAUGCGUUCGAGAAAUAAAUUUUAUUUUUAUUGAAAAACAACUCUGUUCAUAGAUGUUAUAAGAAAACCUAAAAUAAUCCUAUUAAUAAAAAAUUAAAAGCUGUAAAAAUAUCUAAACCGUAUUUAAAUUAAAGUAAUAUUUUAUGAAGAAGUAAAAUAAA